AUGGUAGAGUCUCUCACUCAACAUCCAAACAUGGAAAGAAAACCUCCAUCAAGACUGUUACCACUUGCUCUAAUUUCACUACUACUACUACUACUACUACUCACCACCAGAAUCCAUGUACAAGCAAGAACCACCCAUGCAAGCCACCACCAUCACCACCAUCAUAGAAAAAGAGAGAACUGUGACCCUCUCUUCCGCUUCCUCUUUGGACACUGUGGCCGUUGGCCAUUCCCUAACAACCCUUUCAUCCCUCCUCCCUAUAUCCCUAUUCCUUCUCCAGCCUCUACACCUCCACCUCUUGUUCCAUCUCCUCCACCACCUGUAUCUCCAUCUCCACCACUACCACCAUCAUCCAAUCCCAUAUUCACUCCACCACCACCACCACCACCGUAUACAGAUACAGCACCACCUUUGUUCCCUAUAUUCUCCAGUCCACCGCCUCUUGUUCCACUUGAUUUGCCACCUCCGUAUCCCUUCUUCCCUCCAUCACCAGAUGUCUUUCAGCCACCGUUAGUACCAAUAGAUGAACCAGUAAUACCUCCGCCAUUGGUGCCGUCUCCACUGCUUCCAGUGGAAACAGAUCAACCAGUGGUGCCUAUUCCACCUUCUCUUCCUUUUGAUGGUACUAUCCCUCCUUUCAUUCCUCCUGAUUCUCCCUUCAACAACUGA
Molecule: messenger RNA, 669 nt
Organism: Dioscorea cayenensis subsp. rotundata (Guinea yam)
Lineage: Eukaryota; Viridiplantae; Streptophyta; Magnoliopsida; Dioscoreales; Dioscoreaceae
Product: 36.4 kDa proline-rich protein-like
Exons: 1
Coding region: 1-669 (222 amino acids)
Source: RefSeq, a predicted model, not a curated record